Messenger RNA from Hippocampus zosterae (dwarf seahorse), 759 nucleotides. It is a transcript of the gene sostdc1a, whose product is annotated as sclerostin domain containing 1a. The transcript has 2 exons. Bases 11 to 673 code for a protein of 220 amino acids. NCBI's taxonomy places the organism in Eukaryota, Metazoa, Chordata, Actinopteri, Syngnathiformes, Syngnathidae. Gene Ontology annotation, molecular function: BMP binding. The record is from RefSeq and is a predicted model, not a curated record. Gene Ontology annotation, biological process: negative regulation of Wnt signaling pathway; negative regulation of BMP signaling pathway.
UUCUUCCAUCAUGCACCAAGAGUCCUUCUCACACUCGCUGCUUUUACUUUGCAUCCUCCUGUGGAGCAGCCAGGCCCUCAACAACGACGCCACCGAGCAUGCGGGAGGCCUCUUGCCCGACGUCGGGCCGCCGCAGGAGGACGCGAAGCAAGGAAAUGUAUCCCUGAACCAGGCUCGAGCCGGUGGGAGAGCGGCAGGGCGGGACCGAAGCGAGCGAAGCCAGAUGGGUUGCAGAGAGCUGAGGUCUACCAAGUACAUCUCGGAUGGCCACUGCACCAGCACCCACCCCAUUAAGGAGCUGGUGUGCGCCGGCGAGUGUCUUCCGGCUCAAAUGCUUCACAACUGGAUCGGUGGCACCCACCAGUCCAAAAAGUUCUGGACUCGCCAUAGUACAGCUACCGGCAGUAACCCAGACUGGCGCUGUGUCAAUGACAAAACCCGUACUCAGCGCAUCAGGCUACAAUGCCAGGACGGCAGCACCAGAACAUACAAAAUCACUGUGGUCACUUCCUGUAAGUGCAAGAGGUUCUCCAGGCAAAACAAUGAGUCGGAUUCGGGACACAAGUUUGGGGUUCUGAUUCCCCCACAGACGCAGCUCCCACAUAAAUCCAAGAGCAGAAAGUCACUGGGAAAGAAGCACAUGAGCCAAAACUGGCACCAGACUGAACCAUGAGGACCGCAGGCUUUGAGGCCUUGUCAGAAGACUAUUUCAUGAUGUUUGUCAAAAAUAGGAAUGCGGGCUACUUCCGGGUGGCAGAA